AGCGGCACGACACAAGCCGCCUAGUCAAUUGCGGCUCUUGCUGCUCCGAAACUGCAAAGUCAUCUCCAAACGUUCAAGUCAUCGCGCAGCAGCAAAGUAUGUAGCAUACUAAAGGAACGGUAGUUUGCUUGUUUUUGGUCUUCAACAACCAACCCGUUCUGCACCAUCGAUAGCUCUACCAAUCCUCUCAUCGCAUACCAUGUCGAAAUCUGUCAUUAUCAUCGGGUGUGGUAUAGCCGGCCCAGUGCUAGCUAUGCUUCUCAAGCACAAGGGGUUCGAGCCUCACAUCUUCGAGCGUCUACCGGAAAUCCAAGUAGCGGGCAUCUCCCUGGGUGUAUCACCUCAGACCCUCAAAGUGCUCAAUAUCCUGGGUCUCGCGGAGAAACUCAUAGCUCUGGGCGAAUCGCUUGAUCAUUUCAGGACCUACUCCCAGCUUCGGGGCGAGCAACUCGGCACCUCCGAUAUACCCGCACGAGUUCGCGACUGGCUCGGAUGGCCGAUGCUCAUGAUAGCGCGCGUACGGUAUUGCCAGUUCCUGUACGACUCAGCUAAGGAACGCGGUAUCUCAAUCACAUUUAGCAGGAACCUUGUUGGGGUAAAACAAGAAGGCGAGAGGGUCAGAGCGAUAUUCGAGGAUGGGAGCGAGGCCGAGGGCGACCUUCUGGUGGGAUGUGAUGGUCUUCACAGUGCAGUACGCAACGCACUGUUUGGGAAGGACGAAAUCAAGUAUUCGAGGCUUGCCCAGAUCGGCGGGAUAUCUAUUACUCCUGAAAUCUUGAAGUCUCCUGUGCAUAUGGCUCACCAGUACUUGGGUGACGGCGUACACUUCGUCGCUACGCCGAUCGGUCACGAACAGAUGGCAUGGGUCGCGACUUUCCCCGAGCCGAAUGAAGCUCGCGAAGAUUGGAAACGGAUAAGCAUCGAGAAUGCCAAAGAAUUGCUCGAUGGUCUGCCUGUGGCCAACUGGGAUAAUGGUCCCAAAGACGUCCUCGCCCAUGCCACAUUCGUGACGAAAUAUGGGCUCUAUGAACGGCCGAUAUGCCCGUCAUGGCAUAAGGGUCGAAUCGUGCUGCUGGGUGAUGCUGCACAUCCGACUAGCCCGUUCCUUGGGCAGGGUGGUAAUCAGGCAAUGGAAGACUGCUACCAUUUCGUUCGACUCCUUUGCAAGGCUGCACCAUUCACCGACGAGAGCCUCGAAAGUGCUUUCAAAGAGUAUGAGAACAUUCGGAUUCCUAUCGUCACGAAAUCUGUCGCUCGGGCGAAAGUAGAGGGCCAGAAGCGUGUUCUAUCCGGCAAGGAGGCGUGCUUGCAACGUGACGAAAUCAUGUUGAAGGGGAAUGGGAUGGAUCCGCAGAGAGUUCAGUGGCAGAACGACCUCAUCCAGGGGCCUUUCAUGGGCGAAAGUGAAAUCUGAGCUUGAUGUGAGUUAUCAGAGAGAGGAUAUCUCUAACAGACAGCCACUACUCACUCCUUUGCACUGAAGUUGUUCAUAUCCCUCGCCGCUCAUUCUGUUUCUUAUACACCAAUAGACCAUUUAUUUGUGCAAGGUAGUUAUACAAUGACUAACUGAGUUGAUAUUGUU
Dacryopinax primogenitus is the source of this 1582-nucleotide messenger RNA. Its product is annotated as FAD/NADP-binding domain-containing protein. The record is from RefSeq and is a predicted model, not a curated record. Gene Ontology annotation, molecular function: FAD binding; monooxygenase activity. NCBI's taxonomy places the organism in Eukaryota, Fungi, Basidiomycota, Dacrymycetes, Dacrymycetales, Dacrymycetaceae. The transcript has 5 exons. The coding region runs from base 200 to 1414 and encodes 404 amino acids.